AUGGUGUCGCAAAAAUCUCUGCGCGCAAAUGCGGACAGUGAGAAAGAAAAUAAGACGACCGCAAGCGUCUCAUGCGCGUCACCACCAGGCUCAAGUGGCGCUGCACAUGUAGGAAGCGGUGAUGCUAUCGGUGCCAAACAAGUGAAAGAAAAGCCGCAUGAGCCGUUGCCUGUUGGCCCGGAUGGCGUCAGUUCCAGCGCCGCCGGCUCACCAGAUGCGAGCGGAGGAGACGGCAACAAAGAUGAACUGGUCAUCGGAGAGGAGUAUAUGGUCCAGCGACAGGAUGGGUCGUGGCAUCUAGCACAGUUGAUACAGUCACGACAGAAUCCUUCAGACCCGACACAAUUGGAGUAUUAUAUUCACUAUGAAGGUCUGAAUCGACGAUUGGAUCAAUGGGUAACACGGGAGCGCAUUUCGACCGAUCCCAUGUUGAGCGGCAGCCCGACGGGAGCCGGUGAGCGUUCUACUAUUGUAUCGCUUCCUUCAACCAUCUCUGCCGACGGAAGUUCGGUGAGAAAAAGCCCACUUGGGUCGAGCUCGGUCAACGCGAAGGACAGCCAUACAGGUCGUCUGGGAGGAUUGAAACCGGGAUCAAAAGAGAUCGGCGCAAUGGUGAUGACCAGCACAGAUCACAUUGGCUCCAGCCUCGACGGUGCCGAUUCAGAUCGCAAAAUUACACGAAAUCAGAAGCGGCGGCACGACGAGAUCAACCACGUGCAGAAAACGUACGCCGACAUGGAUCCGACAACGGCUGCCCUCGAAAAAGAGCACGAAGCAAUUACAAAAGUAAAAUACAUCGACAAGCUGCGAAUUGGGAAGUACGAAAUCGAUACGUGGUACUUUUCGCCGUAUCCAGAAGAGUACGGAAAGGUUGGCACGAUGUACGUGUGCGAGUACUGCUUGCGGUACAUGCGCUUGGCGAAGACUUUGAAAGAGCAUAAAGCCGUCUGCACUCGAAGACAGCCACCUGGCAAUGAAAUAUACCGCAAGGGUACACUGUCGAUCUUUGAAAUUGAUGGCAAAGAUCACAGGUUCUACUGCCAAACGCUGUGUCUAAUGGCGAAACUAUUCCUCGAUCACAAGACUCUGUACUAUGACGUUGAUCCAUUCUACUUCUACGUACUGUGUGAGAUUGAUCGAGAAGGUCAGCACAUCGUAGGGUACUUUUCCAAAGAAAAGGAAUCUCCGGAGGGAAACAAUGUAGCGUGUAUUCUAAUUUUACCACCGUAUCAACGCAAAGGAUACGGUAAGCUACUAAUUGCAUUUAGCUACGAGCUCUCGCGUCGAGAAGGCAUCAUAGGCAGUCCGGAAAAACCGUUAUCAGAUUUGGGAAAGCUCAGCUACCGGAGCUAUUGGGCGUAUACACUGUUAAAACUCAUCAAAGAUUACCGAACGACGACCAUCAAGGACCUAAGCGAACUGUCUGGCAUUACUCCCGAAGACAUCAUCUAUACGCUCCAGUCAAUGAACAUGGUGAAGUACUGGAAAGGUCAACACGUGAUAUGUGUGACAGUGAAGUUGAUCCAGGAGCAUCUACAAAUGCCACAGUUCAAAAAACCCAAACUAAUGGUGGACCCGGCGUAUCUCAAAUGGACGCCUCAGAAGCGCAACAAUCCCGCAAAACAGAUCAAGAAAAACUAGUCAAGGACUAGUCCCUAUAACAGGAUGGAUUUUAAAAUAU
This is a messenger RNA of Anopheles nili, 1681 nucleotides long. Its product is annotated as histone acetyltransferase KAT8-like. Bases 1 to 1641 code for a protein of 546 amino acids. The record is from RefSeq and is a predicted model, not a curated record. NCBI's taxonomy places the organism in Eukaryota, Metazoa, Arthropoda, Insecta, Diptera, Culicidae. Gene Ontology annotation, biological process: regulation of DNA-templated transcription. Gene Ontology annotation, molecular function: histone acetyltransferase activity. The transcript has 2 exons.